GGAUAAAACUCAGUAAAGACUCAGGUAAGACUCAGACUCAGACUGGGGUCAGAUUCGAGUCAGACUUGGGUAAGACUCAGAUAAGACUCAGGUAGGACUCAUCUACAACUCAGGUCAGACUUGGGUAAGACUCCUCUAACCAUCCCCUUGAGUGUUUUAGCUUUUAAAAAUGAAAACUACGUACUGUUUAUUCCCUUAUGCCAAUAAAGCACAUCGAAAUCGCGAAUUGUGAGAGAAAGACCUGUUGUAACCAAUCUGCUCAGUUAACUUCACAUUAAUCAGUCUGUGUAUUAACCAGUGUGUUUCCAUUAAGAUGUUGUUCUAAUCUGUCCAAAGCUUUGGUCAAAUCAUAAAACUGCCUCACUGUCUAUUCUAAUUUUCUGACACAGGUUUCCAAGCAGAGGAAACCCACACUUACACAGAGUCUGAUGAGGUCAGAUUGGUGGGAGGAUCUGGUCGCUGUGCAGGAACACUGGAGAUGAAGAACGAGGAGGAGUGGAUCCCGGUGUACGUCCUGUCUAGCUGGUCUCUGUAUGACACAGCUGCUAUUUGUAGACGUCUGGACUGUGGCUAUGCUAUUUCAGCACGCAAAAUAUCCACCUCAAGCAGAAAGGCAAUGAGCCUUUACCUCUCCGACUGUGUUCGGUCUGGAUCUCCUCUGGGGAAGUGUGCAACAGCAGUGAUCUCUUCCUCUGUUGUGGAAAUCACCUGCUCAGACUCUGUCAGGCUGGUGAAUGGAACCAGUCUGUGUUCAGGCAGACUGGAGGUGAAGUCUAACCAGCUUGACCAGUCUAACCGGACGUGGUCCUCAGUGUGUGAAGCUGACUUUGACCAGCGGGAUGCAGAGGUGGUCUGUAGGGAGCUUGGCUGUGGGGCUCCUUCAGUCCUCCAGGGGUCGCUCUAUGGAGAAGUGGAUGCUCCAAUGUGGACCAAAGACUUCCAGUGUGGAGGCCAUGAGUCUGCUCUCCAGGACUGUGGAAAAUCAGACUCAACUAGAAACACCUGCUCAUCUGGCAAAGCUGUUGGACUCACGUGCUCGGAGCCUGUCAGGCUGGUGGGGGGAGGCAGUCGCUGUGCAGGUAUGCUGGAGGUGAAACACCAGGGAGACUGGAAACCAGUGAGUUACAUGGACUCACGCUGGACCCUGAAGUCAGCAGUUGAAGUCUGUAGGCAGUUGGACUGUGGCUCUGCUCUUUUAAUGGGAAUAGGAGAGGAUUCAUCAAACAGAACUUUAUGGCACAUGGAUACUAUGUGUAUUAGGCAUGGAGCUGAUCUGAGGGACUGUGUAGUAAAAAAUUCAUCUUUCUCUGACGUCAUGGAGAUCACCUGCUCAGUGACUGUCAGUGGAUGCCAUUGGACUGAACUGUACAGUUAUCAGGACAAUGAAACCCUAAAGAGUAGAGAUGUGGACUUGUUCCUGGAGGCUUCAAACCAUCAGCAGAUGUUGUUUGUGUUCAUGACUCCAGGAAAGAAGUGA
This is a messenger RNA of Thunnus maccoyii (southern bluefin tuna), 1477 nucleotides long. Its product is annotated as scavenger receptor cysteine-rich type 1 protein M130-like. Bases 479 to 1477 code for a protein of 332 amino acids. The record is from RefSeq and is a predicted model, not a curated record. The transcript is spliced from 5 exons. Gene Ontology annotation, cellular component: membrane. Lineage: Eukaryota; Metazoa; Chordata; Actinopteri; Scombriformes; Scombridae.